AUGCCCGUCGAGACUUCGCCAGUUGCAAGACGACGCCGACUGCUCUCCGGAACCCAAACGGAACAGCCAUUGCAUCGGAUGGAGAAAAUCAUCCACAACUUCUACUCUGAUCUCUUCGACAGCCAUGUCCACUUGCCUCCUCACCAUCUGAGGGAAGACGGACAAGUCAUUCCAGAGGUUCUCCCGUCCGAAAUACGACAUGCUAUCAUGUCGGUAAGAAAUCGUACGGCACCCGGCCCCGACAGAAUAAGACCAGAACACCUGAAGAGCCUUCCGCCAGUACUCAUCAACACCCUGGCGAGGCUCUUUACGCGUAAUCUGUCGGAAUGCAAGGUUCCUAAACAGUGGAAGACCAGCAAGACCGUGUUGUUGUAUAAAAAUGGAGAUCCACAUGACAUCGGCAACUAUCGUCCAAUCUGCCUACUGUCCGUCAUCUACAAGCUCUUUACAAGAGUGAUUCUUAAUAGGAUUGAAAGUCUUGGAUGA
Messenger RNA from Necator americanus (New World hookworm), 486 nucleotides. RefSeq lists its product as uncharacterized. The transcript has a single exon. The coding region runs from base 1 to 486 and encodes 161 amino acids. NCBI's taxonomy places the organism in Eukaryota, Metazoa, Nematoda, Chromadorea, Rhabditida, Ancylostomatidae. The record is from RefSeq and is a predicted model, not a curated record.